Helicoverpa armigera (cotton bollworm) is the source of this 2825-nucleotide messenger RNA. RefSeq lists its product as uncharacterized. NCBI's taxonomy places the organism in Eukaryota, Metazoa, Arthropoda, Insecta, Lepidoptera, Noctuidae. The coding region runs from base 414 to 1862 and encodes 482 amino acids. The record is from RefSeq and is a predicted model, not a curated record. The transcript has 5 exons.
AACUACCCAACAAGCAAAAUCAGUACUUUAAACGUUCUUUAAGAGCAUUUUAUUUUCACUUAUAAGAAUCUUGUAGCAUGCUACAAAGUUGAAUUUGGGCGCAGUUAUACGAGCAUUUAGUUCUAUAACUAUCUUAUAAUCAUCUUAUACAAUGUUAUUAAGCCUUAUAAUAUACUUGACGAAGCUCAAUAGCGCCUUUAAUGAUAUGAGACUAAACAAUUACAAGUGCAAACACUCUUGUUAGUAUCUGACGUAAGUAUUUUAUUAGAGCAAUCUUGUUUAUAAAGCACUUGUAAUGGUCUUAGAAAAUAGUUUUAAGUAUAUUUUAAUACAAGUUAUUUUCGUUGUUGCUUUGACUGGUCGUGCCGGAUUUUUUGUGUUACCACGCACGUAAAAACGAUUUAAUCAACAAGAUGGUGGUCAUUUUUGAUGUUGACUGUUUUUUGACCAAAUCGUCAUUGAUUUUACUAAAUCAUGUGAGAUGGCCUUGGACAAACACACAUUUUGUGUUAUCCGAAAGCUGCAAUGGGUUCAAAAUGCCAUUUAAAAUUGUUCAGACCAUUGAAAAGGGUAACAUUGUAUUGACAUGUGUACCACAUCAAUGGGAGAGCGAUGGAGUUUUGUAUUGGCCCAGAAAACAAACCCAGUCACAGACGAGUAAGUUACAAAAGGAUGAAGGUAGUUGGCCCGAUGAAUCUUGGGAAAAAAUAAACUGUGCGGUAAAAAGGCGGAGCAUAAAAACGUAUCAAAAUGCAAUACAUGAAAUUGAUAUAAUGAGCAAUAAUUCAGACACAGAACCUGACAUAGAAUACGUCUCAUCAAAAAAACAGCGCAAUUGCUCUGAUCUUCCACAGCUGUCAUAUGAUAAUAUGGCAGAAGAAAUUUUAAAGAAUAAUGAGCAUAAUGCUUCUUCAGCAAUAAUACCUGAAGAUGGAGAACAAAUAAUGGUGACUAAUUACGAAAUCACGACACCGAAAGAGUCAACUCCAUCUGAAACACCGUUGAGCGCGCCGCAAGAAAAUAUUGAAAAAUACAUUGUUAUUCCUGAAAGUAAUCAGUCGGACACACCUAUAAUAUACUCGUACAUUAAUAAAGAAACAAGUUUAUCAGAAGAACAAUGCGAAUUAAAAUCCAUGAAAAUAGAUAUCACCACUAUUAAAAGUGACCUAAAAUCCAUAAAUGACGAUAUGAAGACUAUAAUGGGGACCCUAAACACAACACUAAAUAAUCAAGCCGUAUUACACGAAACACUGAAAUCGAUUUUAUUACAAGUGACUGAAAUACAAGUUACGAACGAAGAAUUCAUUAAAAAAUCUAUUACAGAAAAACAAAACCAUUCGUUGAUGUUAAAACCAAUACAAGAUUUAAAAGAUUUAGAAGAGUUUGAAAAUAAAUUGAUGGAUUCUGAUUAUAGAGAAGAUUUACUAAGAAAGUUUAGUGUGUUUGGCACUAAAGGGACAGGGAAGGGAAUCACAAGAGCAUAUACAAUUAUUGAUAUUUUGUUUGAAAGAAAGUUUUUCAAAUCGUGUUCGUGGACUGGAGCUUCACGUUCCCAAAAUGAAACAACAGAAAAAAUCUGCUUAAAAGGUUUCUCUAAGAUGAUUGGUUUCUUUUUUGAAGUUAUUUAUAAACAAGACUCGUCGUUCCAUUUAACUGACUGUCAUAAUUUUUUUAAAACAAUUUUGCGAAAUGCCGAUCAGCGGGCCAAAUCGAAGCAAUUACGAACUUCCGCAAGUAAAUGCAGAGGAAAAAAUAGCGCCAAAAGGACUUCUUCUGAAAAUCCUACAUCUACACCACAAACCACUGGUAACCAAUUAGAAGUUGAAGAUGUUACAGAGGAAAUUUUGUCUGAAACUAUUUGAUCUAAUUUUUAUUUGACUAAGUGACUUUUGCAUCAAUAUUAAUUAUAACACGAGAGACAUUAGACUACCCCAAUCUGUCUUUGACAGUUUGGGAUAGUCUGACGUGCUGUCGUCACUCAAAUACAAAUAGAUCAAUAUCCCUAGUAACUAAAUCAAAUCAUUUCAGACAAAAAUUUAGUCUGAUCUGAUUUGCUGAAAUUAUCUUCUAAGUUGUGUAGUUUUAGUAAAUUUUACCAGACUGCGACGAUGCUCAAAAUUAGGGUUAUAUAUUUGACCUGAAUUAAAGAAUAUAAUCUUAUAUUAUAUUAUAAAAAAUAUUUCAAUUUAAAUUUGCCAUAAAGAUGAUUACAUGAUCUUAAUGGCGAAGUUAAAUUGAUAUAUUUUGUUUAACUCGUAAAGUUUUAUUAGUUAUAAGAUUUAUUAGUACAAGGAAGCUAAGAUAAAUUUAAAAUUGUUGCCAGCACAUUAAGCAACCCCAAAAAAUCUGACAAAUUUCUUUAAAUGACUUUCAACUUUAUUACACAUAAAACAUUCAUAAUAUAAUAAUGUGCUUAUAUGUUAUGGAUUACGUUCAAUUUUGAAAAUUUGUCAGAUUUUUGAGAUAGGUUGAUGUGCUGGCCGCCGUACAAAGAAGCUUAAAAAUUAAGUUUGUUGAGACUAGUUAUAAGGACUACAAUAGAUGAUUAUAAGAUUGAUUAAAAAGAAAAAAGAAGAGGCCCAUACCCAGACAUAGGUAAUGUCAGGCUAAAAUGACGAUGAUGAUGAGUGAUUAUUUUAUUAGUCAAACUGAUUAUGAAGACUACAAUAGAUUAUUAUAUGACUGAUUAUGAAGAUGACAAAGAUUAUAAGACUGAUUAUAACGAUUAUAAGACUGAUUAUGAAACUGAUUAUAAAGAUUAUAAGACUGAUUAUAAAGAUUGUAAGACUAAUGUUUAAUUUUGAAUAAAACAUAAUUGUUAUAAA